Molecule: messenger RNA, 1162 nt
Organism: Cucurbita moschata (crookneck pumpkin)
Lineage: Eukaryota; Viridiplantae; Streptophyta; Magnoliopsida; Cucurbitales; Cucurbitaceae
Product: ribonucleoprotein RB97D-like
Exons: 5
Coding region: 197-937 (246 amino acids)
Source: RefSeq, a predicted model, not a curated record
UUUCCAUAGACUAUUUACAAAACUGCACACACAGUUUUGAUUAAGGAUUUGUUAAAAGAUCAUGGCAUUCGGGGGAGGAGCGCAAGGGCCAACAAGACGGCUACUUGAGGUCACAGGCAAGCUAAUUUAGAGGAAUUAAUAGCAGGGCUUGCUUCAUCUUCAUCUUCAUCUUCAUCCUUUGCUUGAUUUCAUUUUGAUGUCUUUUUCUUCCUUUUUCAAUGGUGGUACAGUUGAUCGAUGCUACAACUUGGAGGACAGAGGACCUUUUGCGACUGAAUACACAUGCAUCCUUAUGUAUGGUGGUUCGACGAAGAGGACUAGACCAUGCUUUGGUGGAGGCUCACACCCAAUUUUUGAAGAGAAAUUUGUUUUCGAAUUCAUUGAAGGAGUUGUAGAAUUGAACAUUUGGGUCUUAACCAAUCGGUCCUCGGGAAACGUAGAAGCUCUCGGCGUCCUAAGAGUUGAGCUACAACAAGUACUUUUCAACGGCUAUGUUGACUCGACCUGGACUCUACACGGUACAGAUGGAAGGCCCGCAGGCUCUAUACGACUCACAUUGCAAUUUCCCCCCAGUUCUAGGUUUCAAGGCCAAGGUUCAAUCUACGAAGCGCCAACGUUGGAUUCUACGGCUCCUGUAGGUACACCCCAAGCUCCGAUAUUGUACCAACUCCUACCGUAUGACGCCCGUCCGCCGCCGAGGCCUGCAUCUUUUGUUGGCCCAAAUGCUUCCUAUCCUCCCAAUUCAGCUGUGGCACAACAACCAAAUGGCACAGGACCCGCCGCUCAAUGGUCCCAAUUCCUACCGUAUGGAUCUCCUUCACCGGCUGCCCCUGCUUGUGCCUAUAAUUCAACCACUACCCCACCUCUAGGCUACCCUCUGCCACAAUACCCACCAGGUUUGAACCCCUUUGAUAUUUACCCGCCUCGACCACACUGACAACUCACCUCAAGAUGUCUGAAUUAUAUGCUUUUGUUAAACACAAAGUUGAAGGAUGUUGUAGAUUAAAUUUGAGAGCUUUUCUAGUAUUUUUCCGCUACCUACUUUUUGUUCAUCCUAUGAAAAACAGUAUCCAUAUGGGAACUGUUUGAGUCUCUGCCCCACCAUCAAAUUUUUUCUGUAUUUUGGUUUGUUCAGAAUUCGAAUCAUAAAUAUCAUUCAUAA